AUGGGCGGAGGUGGUAACGGUGACGACGGCGAUGACGGCGAGGACGGCGACUACGACGACGGGUGGAAUCCAGGAGGCGAAGGCGAACCGAGCACGAUGGGUCUCGGCAUCCUCCUCGUCGCCGGCGCCUGGGCGUUGUGGGAAUACAAAAGACCGGGCGGGAGUUUGAACCCGCAAACGAAAAUCGACCAGCAACGCGCGCGGUACGAGAAGGCUUUUAAAAAUAAAUACGGGUACUUUCCAGGGGAGGAACCUGCGAGGAGACUCGGGAGUAGUGGGAGCAGCUCGAUCACCUUCGGCGGGAGCGCGGCAGCCGCAGGAGGAGGAGGAGGAGGAGGAAGAGGAGCGAACGACGACGAAGAGUACGAAGACGAGGAAGACGACGACGACGACGACGACGACGACGACGACGACGAAUAA
Molecule: messenger RNA, 420 nt
Organism: Bathycoccus prasinos
Lineage: Eukaryota; Viridiplantae; Chlorophyta; Mamiellophyceae; Mamiellales; Bathycoccaceae
Exons: 1
Coding region: 1-420 (139 amino acids)
Source: RefSeq, a predicted model, not a curated record